This is a messenger RNA of Lutzomyia longipalpis, 3208 nucleotides long. Its product is annotated as triple functional domain protein. Gene Ontology annotation, cellular component: cytoplasm. Gene Ontology annotation, molecular function: guanyl-nucleotide exchange factor activity. The coding region runs from base 494 to 3154 and encodes 886 amino acids. The transcript is spliced from 12 exons. NCBI's taxonomy places the organism in Eukaryota, Metazoa, Arthropoda, Insecta, Diptera, Psychodidae. The record is from RefSeq and is a predicted model, not a curated record. Gene Ontology annotation, biological process: axon guidance.
AUUAUCAUGGGAGCAACAAGUGUGUGAGCAUUGUGUUUUUCACUACAAAGUGCCGUUGAGAAAAAAGCAGAUUAGUGUGUUUCUCUCGUGGCUUUGGAGACGUAUUUUUUAGAAAGAAAAAAAACUUGCAAUUCUCACGGUGAAGGUGAGAAUGCGAAACUUUAAUUGCUGCUGCAAAUAACAUAUUAGAAAAAUAAAUUUCAUCAGAACUUUUCAGAGGCGAGCUUUGGGUGGGAAAAGUGAAUGUUUUUUCGUCAAUUUACCUGCGAUCGCACCUAUACAAGAAAAUUUGCAACUCCUAUCAAACAACUGAUAAGACAAAAACCUCAUCGUUUUGGAAGUAAAGCUGGGUGCGAGAAGUGUGUCAGUAUUUUGUGAAGAUUUUUGCUGGGUGAACGUGCGCAACUCAGCUAAGAGAGUUUUCUUGAGCAAAAAAAAAUUUUCUUCUCAAUUUUGUGCCUUUAAAUUGAGAAUUUUCUGUGAAUUGGGAAUAAUGGAGAAUGAGGCUCUCAAUCGGAUUUCCAGUGAUAGUGGCACAAGUUCGUUUGAGUGUGAAAUGGAACGUGCUCCUGAGAGGCCUCCACGCGGGAUUCGGACAUCCUGUGGAAAAUCCAUCGUUCACAUGCGUCUGCUGCAGUUUGAACGGCUCUGCCAGGAGAAUCGGGAAGAGCUUCCAAAAUGCAGCAAAUCCCCCAGACCGCCUAAAAGGGAACUACCACAGCUGCCAAAGGAGGUGGAAGCGCAUGAAGAGGAAUCCCAUGAGGAUGAAAAUAUUCCCAGCGACGACGUGAGUCAUCAGUAUGAAGAAAUAGCUCAAGAGGCAUUGGAGGAGGAGGAGGAGGCGAAGGAGGGCUCAGUGGGAAACCGCGAUAGUAACUUGAGUGUUGCCCAAUCCACUGAUAACACACCCACACACCCAUCAAAAUGUGAUUCUAGCGAUUUCGAAGAGGACGAUGAGGUAGAAGAAGCCUCUCCAUUGCCUGUGAUUGAAGUGAAAAAUACAGAAAUUUACGAAGACAUUUCACAGCAGUACGAACAAGAUUAUGACGGUUACAGUGACAGUACAUUCGAUUCAAGUGACUCCGAGGAUGAUGACAACUACUUGCAAGUUCCUCAACAAGUUCGUCCAACGUCACAGGAUUCAAUAUCAACGCGUGUUGUUCUCCUUGCGGAUGAACUGAUAAAGACAGAAGAAACCUACGUGGAUGUCCUCCGUCGUGGUAUUGAAGGCUACACAAAGGUCUUCAAAGGAGAACUCCCAAUGUCCCUCCGUGGUCGUGAAAAUAUAAUCUUUGGCAAUCUGAGACGUAUCUUUGAGUUUCACGCUGAAACUCUUCUUCCCUCCCUGCGAGACUGUUUUGGGGAUGUUGAGAAGAUUGCGCGAGUCUUCAUGAAGUACAUCAGUGAAGAGUACUUCUACUGCUACGUCUUGUACGCCAUGAACUGUUCACGUGCAAAAAAGAUCUGUGAAGAUCAUGAGAGUUUUUUCGCAAAGAGUAUGGAAGAAGUUGGUGAUCGUUUGGGGAUACUCAGCUUACUCCUACAGCCAAUUCAGCGUAUUCCACGCUACAAGCUACUCCUUGAGAAUAUUCUCGAGGAAUUGGGGAAGAACAUUGAGAGGUCAGCAGAAGUUAAAUCCCAACUUGCGGAAACUUCUCGUGCAUGGAAGGCUGUUACGAAGUUGGCAGACUGCAUAAACUCCUCAAUGAAUGUCAUGGACAUUACUGAGUGCUUUGAGAUUAAUCUCACUCAUCAGGGGAAAUUCAGAGACUUUGAAGCAUUUGAAUUUCAUGACAAUGACGCUGGUCGACGAUUCCGUGGGCAUGUCUUUCUCUUUGAGAAGUGCAUCGUCUACACGGAGAACAAGGGUCCGGACAAUAAACCCACAUAUCUCUACAGAGGGCACUAUGCAUUUGCUAAACUUGGUAUUCUGCAGGAUGUCAAUAGAGGGAAGAUUUCGCUCUUUAGAGAUCGUCUUGGGCAGAAACAGCUGGAUAUCUAUGGACCUUCUCCGGCUAUAAGCAAAUGGAGUGAUCAUAUAACACACGUUCUCAUGGAAUUUGCCAAUGAAGAAAAAUUGAAGAAUAGCCGCGGGCGAGUAAACCGACAGAGCUACAAAUCAGUCGUUCCGGAAUUCCGGAAUAGCACCAGGGGGAGCAUUAUGAGUAAUUUGAGCAUCGCAAGUUCAUCAAGUGGCUACCGAAGUAGUCAAUCUAGUCGAGAUCUCGAUUUGGAUAGCCGAAGGACCACAUGGUAUGAGAACAAGAACCUUCAGCGACUGCUCAACAGUGAGAAGCACUACGUAUCAAUGCUGUACACGUACAAGAAGAAGCUAGUAGAUCACCUACCUGAGGAUGUGAGGCAGAACAUUGGGGGCUACAUUCAGUGCCUUGAAGCCAUCUGUGAGAUGCACAGAGACAGAUUUUUGCCCAAAUUACGUGAAUGCGAUAUGGAUGUGGAGGAAAUUUGCAAUCUCUUCAAUGACUUCAUAUCGGACGGCUCUCUUGGCAUCUACAUGACCUACGCAACGGAGCUGAUGAGCGUGCAGCAGACUCUCCUUGAUUACAAUACCCAAACAGCUUUGAUGAGUGAAGAUGUCGAAGCGGGCAUUAAGGUUUUUCUGCAACUACCCAUUAAGAGACUUUCUGCCUACGAGGCGGCCAUUCAUUUCAUUCUUGAGUGUUUCUUCAGCGAAGGGAUCAAUACAAUGAGCUCCAUCUUCAAAGUAGCCGCCGUUCUUGAGGCUGAACUGAACAAUCUAACCAAAUCUGUGGAGAAUAAUGCCAAAGUUUUCACCUGCAGUGAUUUUAGGAUGAACCGAAGAAGUGUAGGAUUCGUUAGAUAUGCUGAUAAUGUAGCAGCUAGAGCUUUUGGGACGUGGAACUACUGUGUCCUCCUAAUGGAGCGUCAAGUAGUUUGCUGCAAAGUUAAGCAGGAUCAGGAGUCUUCCUACUUCACUUCCGUUCUCUUUCACACGUCGUACGACAAUCUCCUUCUUCGUGAAAGUAAAUUAAAUGCAAAUAGACUUAAGUUUUGCAUCAAAACAGGCGAUCAGGCGGUGUAUCCGCUCAUUUUCAGGACUCAGGACAAAAAGCAGCUUUUCAUGAGGAAAUUCACGGAAUUCUACAGACACAGCGUAACGUCGAGGAAGUGAAUUGUUCUUUUUUUACAGAAUAAAACUUAAUAUAAAUUAGUUAUAAGCAGAAAA